This is a messenger RNA of Ilex paraguariensis (yerba mate), 4130 nucleotides long. Lineage: Eukaryota; Viridiplantae; Streptophyta; Magnoliopsida; Aquifoliales; Aquifoliaceae. The record is from the annotation of a GenBank genome assembly.
AAAAUUUUCUAAUUUACAAAAUCACUAGGUCAUGAGGGUUAAGUUUUGGCCGAUUUUCACUGUUCCAUCGCGCUUCUGUUUGCUUCACUUUUUCGAUUCGUUCUUGGAUUAUUCUUUUCUUACACUUCAUUCGACGAUUAACGUUUGAAAACUUCAGACUUAGAUUGAAUUUGUAUAGUUCAAGAGAUUUCCAAAGAAGAUGUAAAUUAGUAUAGUUUGAAAAGAUUUUCAAAGAAGAUGUGAAUAACUCAGUUUCUAACGGUAUUCUGGUAUAGUUUUUGGCGCAUUCUUUUGAAUCGGCAGUCAAAAUCCUUAUCUAAUACUGACAAACGUUCAAAAUACAUAAAAAUAGGAGUUACAGUCUACACAAUCAAGUGAAGCAUUAAUUCUUUUGAAAUCUAUAUAUUUUUUGUUUUUUAUCGGGAGAUUUUAACGGUCAUAUUUGGAUUUUUCAAUUUUUUUAUUGGAUUUUUCCAAUUCGCUGCAAUAUCAGGGAAGCUUCUGAAUAUUCAAAUGGAAGUUUGGAGCCUUGACCUGAAUUCUGAGUUACAGACUUUUCCAUGAAAACGACACAGAAGGUAAUACAGUUAUGGCAAGUUGGAGCAUGUUGUUUUCCCAUUGCAAGCACCAACAACCAAUGCUUUUAACAUCUUAACAGUCCUGCUUCUUUUGGGUGGAAAGAUGGUACAGUGAGAAAUUGUGCAUAGUUUGGGGAAUCAUCUGGGACUUGUGAAUUGUGGGUAUUUAUUUUGGGUUUAUUUGGUGUUGGGUUUGGUAGUACAGUGAAAAAAUUGUGAUUGUAUUUGGUGUUGUUUACAUAUUGGAAACAUAGGUAUUUUGUGUUUGGUGUAAUUGGAGGCAGGUUUGGACUUGGGAGAACAAAGAAAGGAGGUGAUCAAUGGGGGCAAUUAUUGGGGAAGAGUUGAUGAAGUUGGAGAAAAUGCAGGGGAUGGCAAGUGGCGGUGAGGAGAAGAUUCUUGUUUUGGUGAGAUUAAGGCCUUUGAGUGAGAAGGAGAUUGCAAGGAAUGAAGUUGCAGAUUGGGAAUGCAUAAAUGAUACUACCAUUUUGUGCCGGAAUAGCCUCCUAGAGCGACCUGGUCUUCCAACAGCAUAUGCGUUUGAUAGAGUAUUUAGAGGUGAUUGCUCAACGAAGCAGGUGUACGAGGAAGCAACAAAGGAGAUUGCUCUUUCAGUUGUCAGUGGUAUCAACUCAUCUAUUUUUGCAUAUGGACAAACAAGCAGUGGAAAGACAUACACCAUGAAUGGAAUAACAGAGUAUACAGUGGCAGAUAUAUAUGACUGCAUCGAAAGGCAUGAAGAAAGAACAUUUGUUUUGAAGUUCUCUGCAAUUGAGAUCUACAAUGAAGUUGUAAAAGACCUCCUCAGCACAGAGAGUACUCAACUUAGGCUUCUAGAUGAUCCCGAAAAAGGGACCAUUGUAGAGAAACUGACGGAGAAAACUCUCAGGGAUAGGAGCCAUCUCAAGGAGCUCCUGUCCAUCUGUGAAGCUCAAAGGCAAACAGUGGAGACCUAUCUAAAUGAAACAAGCUCUAGAUCUCAUCAAAUCCUUAGACUGACAAUAGAAAGUUCUGCUCGUGAGUUCGUAGGGAAGGACAAGUUAACAACCCUUGCAGCUAGUGUGAAUUUUGUUGAUCUGGCUGGGAGUGAGCGUGCAUCUCAAGCAUUAUCAGUUGGGCAAAGACUGAAAGAAGGCUGCCACAUAAAUCGUAGUUUACUGACUUUGGGAACUGUUAUUCGCAAACUAAGCAAUGGAAGACAGGGACAUGUUAAUUACAGAGAUUCUAAGCUGACUCGCAUACUGCAACCUGCCUUGGGAGGCAAUGCUAGAACUGCCAUUAUUUGCACUUUGAGCCCAGCACGGAGCUAUGUUGAGCAAUCUAGAAACACUCUCUUUUUUGCUAGUUGCGCAAAGGAAGUGACCACAAAUGCACAAGUCAAUAUAGUGAUGUCCGAUAAAGCCUUGGUGAAAUAUUUGCAAAAAGAGGUGGCCAGAUUGGAGAGUGAGUUAAGAACUCAAGGCUCUACUUGUGAUUAUACGUCAUUGCUGAGACAAAAAGAUCUGCAGAUUGAGAAGUUGGAGAAAGAGGUGAGAGAGCUAACUAAGCAACGGGAUCUUGCUCAAUCUCGGGUCGAGGAUUUACUACGAGUGGUUGGAAAUGAGCAUUUUUCAAGGCAAGGGGAUGUACUUAAUGAAAACGCAAAAUUGCAAGGAAACAGCACAUGCGAAGAUGAAUGUUCAGUAUCAGAGGCAUCGGAUGGAACUGAUCCUCAUUAUGUGGAUGUUGGUGCCAGAAAAAUCAAUGCAACCCAAUCUUUUGACGUUAGCCCGAAGGCUGACUAUUUAACAAAUGCAACCCAAUCUUCUAACGGAGACAACAGAAACAAUGGCCCCCCCUACCUACGGUCUCCAGAAGAUGAGAGAGACCAUUCUGUUUCUGAUAGCACUUCUUCACCACUGUCAAAUAGAAGCAAGUCUGCUCUAUCUGAUCGAUGUCAGGGAAUGGAUGAGUUUGCACUGAAAACUGGGGAAGAUUCUGAUGGCAUCUGCAAGGAAGUUCAAUGUAUUGAGAUGGACGACUGCAGAAAGGGCCAAACCUGUGAAUCCUUUGCCUUGUCCAACGGUGAGAAUGAAGGGCCACCAUUGACUGUGUCUGACAAUGUUCAUAUGGCAGUUCAAGAAUUGGUUUCAAGCCCACUUAGAGUAGUAAGUCACAUCCAAAAUGAUUUUACUUACACAGUGUUGGAGCAGAAAAUCCAAGAUGUGCAAAAGGUCGUCAACUCUCUAGCCAGCCCAUUCCCUGAUGAACCAUCUCCAUGGUCCCUGGGAGUGGAUAUGUCAAGUUCUAGAAGGCUGAAGUUAACUAGGAGUCACAGUUGUAGAGCCAAUCUCAUGGCUGGGUCACUUUCAUCAGACUCUGAGACAGUAGAAGAAAGUGAGAGAACCCCACCUAAUGGGUUUGAGAGGCAGUUUCCUGGAAGACCAGAAGGCCACCAAAGGAAACAUUGGAAGCUUCUUCCAUUGAAUUAUGAUACCUAUACUUCUAGGUUGUCAAGAAAUGAUUCGCAAUCUUCCAUCGGUAGUGCUUUCAUAAAUGAUCCAAAAGCUCAUCACCAGGCUGCUGGAAAUGAGGAUAUUCCUAGCAUUGGUACUUUUGUUGCAGGGCUGAAGGAAAUGGCCAAGCUUCAGUAUGAGACACUUCUUGAUGAUCAGGUUCCAGAGAGAGAACCAAAGGCUGAAAAGUCUCGAAUGGAUGUCAAAGAUGUAGGAUUGGAUCCAAUGCAGGAUACAUUGGGAGAUUCUUCAGAUUGGCCCUUGGAGUUCGAAAGGUUGCAGAAAUUGAUUCUUGAACUGUGGCAAACUUGUAAUGUUUCAUUGGUUCACAGGACAUACUUCUUCCUUCUUUUCAAAGGCGAUCCAAUGGAUUCUAUUUACAUGGAGGUAGAGCAUAGGCGACUUUCCUUCCUCAAGGAAACAUUUUCCAAGGGAAAUUUAACUGUGCAAGAUGGUCGAAAUCUGACAUUGGCCUCAAGCAUGAAAGCUCUUCGCCAUGAGAGGGAGAUGCUGAGCAGGCUUCUAAAUAAAAUGUUUUCAAAGGAGGAUAGAAAAAGAAUGUACCAGAAAUGGGGUAUCAGUUUGGACUCAAAGCGGAGGAGGUUGCAGCUGGUCCAGCGAUUGUGGGGUGACACGAAGGAUAUGAACCGCAUUACUGAGAGUGCUGCAAUUGUUGCACAGCUGAUCCGGUUCUCUGAGCAGGGACAGGCACCCAAAGAGAUGUUUGGGCUUAGCUUCACACCACCACACAUGAGCCGGAGAUCCUUUAGCUGGAAGCGCAGCAUGGUAUCCCUUUUGUAAGCUACUUGUAUGCUCGCGCACAAAACAGUAUAGGCGUGAUUUGCCGAACCAUGUUGACUACUACAUAAACAGAUUUUUGCAGAUUGUGGCAGAAUUGUAACAAUUUUGUUUAUCUUAUUAUGUUAGGCUGAUAUCGUGCUAUGGAAAUUUCGCAUUUUUAUGGUUCAUGUGUAUUGGAUUACGAAUAUGAUUUGUAAGUGUUAACCAAAAAACAGAAAGAAUACGAUUUACCAGUUUGAUUCUUAUAUUUGUCAAG